Molecule: messenger RNA, 10252 nt
Organism: Pseudophryne corroboree (corroboree frog)
Lineage: Eukaryota; Metazoa; Chordata; Amphibia; Anura; Myobatrachidae
Gene: UBR3
Product: ubiquitin protein ligase E3 component n-recognin 3
Exons: 39
Coding region: 36-5639 (1867 amino acids)
Biological process (GO): protein ubiquitination; ubiquitin-dependent protein catabolic process via the N-end rule pathway
Cellular component (GO): cytoplasm; ubiquitin ligase complex
Molecular function (GO): ubiquitin protein ligase activity; zinc ion binding
Source: RefSeq, a predicted model, not a curated record
CGGCGGAGAUCUCGCGAGAGAACCCGGUCCCGUGUAUGGAGACAACACCAGUAAAUCCCAGCAGCAGCAAUAACUCCGGAGGAGUCAUCAUGGCGGCUGAGCCGCCCAGCAGCCGGGGCAAGGAGGCCACAGCGGCACAGCUGAAGAACGAGCUGAGCCAAGGGGAGCGGAGCCCGGGCCGGCUGAACGAGCUGCUGGACUGGGUGCUGUGCGCGGAGCGGCCGGCGGGGGAGGCCCUGGACUGGUGCCGGUCAUUGCUGGCCGGGGGGGACAGCUUCGAGGACUUCUGUCAGGCGGUCCGCUCCUACGACAACGCCACCCUGUGUGGCCUGGUGUGGACGGCCAACUUCGUGGCUUACCGCUGCCGUACGUGCGGCAUCUCCCCCUGCAUGUCCCUGUGCGCGGAGUGCUUCCACCAGGGCGAGCAUGCCGGACACGACUUCAACAUGUUCCGCAGCCAGGCCGGGGGGGCGUGCGACUGCGGGGACGGAAAUGUCAUGCGGGAGAGCGGAUUUUGUAAAAGACACAGAGUGAAGUCCAGCUCAUGUGUUCCCUCUGUGCCCCACGACUUACUGGUGAUGUCUGAACUGGUUAUUCCGCGCUUCAUCGUUUAUCUUAUACAGUACUUAAGAGACGGAUACAAUGAGCCAGAUUCAUCAUCUGAUAAAGACCUCCAGAAAACCCUUCAGGCUUUGGAUCCCCAGAUCUCCUUUCUGGAGGACCUAACCAAGAUGGGAGGAGCAAUGAGAUCAGUUCUUACCCAGGUCCUCACCAACCAGCAGUAUUACAAAGAUCUGUGCGCCGGUCCUUCUGAAAAUGCAUGUAUGAAGAGCCAAGAAAAGUACCUUACUGCCCUGAAGGGAUCGGGUCUGGCUUUUCCUGAAGAGAAACUCCCCAGUGGGAGUCAGGAGCAGUCGUCUGACACAAGUGCACCAACAGCACAAGAGGGUCCAGCCUCAAAUACGGAGGCAGCAGCAGCAGCACAAUCUGAUUCUUCAGAUGAGGAGGACCGGGAUGACAGACCCUGCGUAGGGAAACGAAAGCGAGUGAAAUUAAGCAGUAGCACCAAAGAUCAAUCUAUUAUGGACAUUUUGAAGCAUAAAUGUUUUCUAGAAGAACUGCUAUUUUGGACAGUGAAGUAUGAAUUUCCCCAGAAAAUGGUCACUUUCUUACUCAAUAUGCUGCCAGACCAAGACUAUAAGAUUGCAUUUACAAAAACAUUUGUACAGCAUUAUGCUUUCAUCAUGAAAACGUUGAAGAAAAGCCAUGAAUCAGACACCAUGUCUAACAGGAUUGUCCACAUCAGCGUCCAGCUGUUCAGCAAUGAAGAGCUGGCUCGCCAGGUGACAGAAGAGUGUCAGCUCCUGGACAUAAUGGUCACUGUCCUACUCUACAUGAUGGAAAGUUGCCUUGUCAAAAGUGAACUACAAGAUGAAGAGAACAGUCUGCAUGUUGUUGUGAACUGUGGGGAAGCAUUGCUGAAGAACAAUACUUACUGGCCACUUGUUAGCGACUUUAUCAAUAUUCUUUCGCACCAAAGUGUAGCCAAGAAAUUCUUAGAAGAUCACGGGCUGUUGGUUACGUGGAUGAAUUUUGUAUCUUUUUUUCAAGGUAUGAAUUUAAAUAAGAGGGAGCUCAGUGAACAUGUGGAGUUUGAGUCCCAGACAUAUUAUGCUGCCUUUGCUGCUGAACUUGAAGCCUGUGCCCAGCCAAUGUGGGGUCUUCUGUCACACUGUAAAGUGAGGGAGACACAAGAGUACACAAGGAAUGUCGUCCGGUAUUGCCUUGAAGCACUCCAGGAUUGGUUCGUUGCCAUAAACUUUGUGGAUGAGCCUGCUCCAAAUCAGGUCACUUUCCAUUUGCCUCUGCAUCGAUACUAUGCCAUGUUUCUAAGCAAGGCUGUGAAAUGUCAAGAAAUAGAUUUAGAUUCUAUUCUGCCAGACCAGGAAAUGCUGAUGAAGCUGAUGGUUCACCCACUUCUAAUUCAGGCGAAUUUGUCUGAAAUUCACAGCAACAUGUGGGUACGGAACGGCCUCCAAAUUAAAGGACAAGCUAUGACCUACGUCCAGUCACAUUUCUGUAAUUCAAUGAUUGACCCUGACAUCUACUUGUUACAGGUCUGUGCAUCAAAACUAGACCCAGACUACUUUAUAUCAUCAGUUUUUGAAAGGUUUAAGGUGGUAGAUCUUCUCACAAUGGCGUCCCAACACCAGAACACUGUUCUAGAUGCUGAUCAUGAAAAGUCGAUGCUUGAAGGGGCACUCACAUUUCUUGUUAUACUUUUAAGUCUUCGUUUACAUUUAGGAAUGACCGAUGAUGAGAUCCUGAGAGCAGAGAUGAUCGCUCAGCUCUGUAUGAAUGACCGCACUCAUAGCUCACUACUUGACCUUAUUCCAGAGAGCCCUAAUCCCAAAAGCGGUGUAAUGCCUGGCAACACCAGCUUCGAGGCGGUAUUGUCUGCAGUAGCUGACUUUAAAGCUCCCGUGUUUGAGCCUGGAGGUUCCAUGCAGCAAGGAAUGUAUACACCGAAGGGUGAGGUCUGGGACCAAGAAUUCGACCCUGUGAUGGUUAUUCUUCGCACUGUUUACCGCAGAGACGUUCAGUCUGCAAUGGACCGAUACACAGCAUUUUUAAAGCAGAUUGGCCAGUGUCCUGGGAACCCAUGGCCGCCGUAUAAGAAGAGAACCCCACUACAUCCCAGCUAUAAAGGCCUUAUAAGACUCUUACACUGCAAAACUUUACACAUUGUGCUUUUCACUCUGCUCUACAAGAUUUUGAUGGAUCAUCAGAAUAUGUCAGAACACGUCCUCUGCAUGGUUCUGUAUCUGAUAGAGCUGGGCUUGGAGAAGUCACCAGACGAAGAGCUUUGUGACGAGGAUACCGCAGGGCAGGAUCGUUGCCAUGACAGCUGGUUUCCCGGCAGCAAUUUGCUGUACAAUAUGCGUCAUGUUAUUAACUACGUAAGAGUACGCGUCCCAGAUACUGCUCCAGAGGUGCGGAGAGAACCGCCAGCCACUACCAGCUCCGACGGGAACUCAUCCACACAUAAUUCCAGCACAGCUCAAGUUUUCAGUUUGGUUGCUGAACGUCGCAAGAAGUUCCAGGAAAUAAUCAAUCGCAACAAUACCGAAGCAAGUCAAGUUGUACGGCCAAAAACGUCCGCCCUGAAGUGGACGGCGCCUGGUUCAACUCCUCAGCUAACCACUGUGAUCUUAGAGGUGAAAGAGAGCAUGUUGUCCCUGCUCAUCAAACUUCACCAGAAGCUAUCAGGGAAGUCCGACUCUUACUCCCCUCCCUGGUUGGAGGAUCCCGAGUGUCUUGCCCAAGCAGAUGCAUCCAAGUACUCCCAUGGAGAUGGAGUGACUGCAGUAGAAAGAAUCUUACUGAAAGCCGCAGCUCAGAGCCGCCUAAACAAACUUGGCAUUGAUGAAAUAUGCAGGAAAACCGCUCCUCCCGUUCCACCCAAAAAGUCUAGUCCUGCAGAAAAGAAAGCCCUGGACAAAGAGGAGAGACGUCAGAAAGCCAGAGAGAGACAACAAAAGCUGCUUGCUGAGUUUGCAUCAAGGCAGAAAAGCUUCAUGGAAACCGCAAUGGAUGUUGAAUCGCCUGAAAGUGAUGUUGCCAUGGAGAUAGCUGCAUCCGAACAGCUGAUUUCUGAACCUACAUAUGACUGUGUUAUAUGUGGACAAAGCGGCCCAUCUACAGAGGACCGUCCCAUAGGGCUUGUGGUCUUGCUGCAAGCAACAUCUGUUUUGGGACACCGACGUAAACUCUCUGAGCCGAAGAAGCUUCCUACCAGCGAGGAGGAGCAGAUUUACCUAGGGGGAACGUGUGCCGCAUCACUUGACGUUAGACUAGCCACGUUACAGCACCACUUCAAAGGCAGUUCCUGUCUGCAGUCAGUUUCUAUAGGUUGGGAAGGAGGUGUUUAUGUACAAACCUGUGGCCAUACACUCCAUAUAGACUGCCAUAAAUCCUACAUGGAGUCACUACGGAAUGACCAAGUCCUGCCAGGCUUUUCUGUUGACAAAGGAGAAUUCACAUGCCCUCUCUGCAGGCAGUUUGCAAACAGCGUCCUUCCUUGUUUUCCUGGAAACAAUGUGGAAAGGAGCUCCUGGCAAAAUCACGCUCAUGGAAACAAGAGCAUGAGAGAACUCAUCAAAGAGGUGGAGGAGCUUCAAGAGCAGCUGGGAACUUUCCCAUCAGAAACCAAUUUAAGCAAGGAAAUGGAGGCGGUGAUGAAAGACAUUAAAAGUGCUACACAAAAGAAGUACACCGACUACAGCAAGACGCCGGGCUCCCCUGACAAUGAUUUUCUCUUUAUGUAUUCCGUUGCUCGAACAAAUCUGGAACUGGAACUUGUUCAUCGUGGAGACAAUCUAUGUUCUGGAGGUACUAGUACGACUGGGAAAAGAUCCUGUUUAAACCAACUUUUCCAUGUGUUAGCCAUGCACAUGAGGCUGUACAGUAUCGACUCCGAGUAUAAUCCCUGGAAAAAGAUUACACAGGUCUUGCAAAAAAAGGAUGCAGACACCAGCGAUGAAGACAAGGAGGAGGUACCUCUGCUUUUCCGAGACGUGACCUCAAUAUUGCUUAUUCAGGUUCUCACAAUGCCUCAGCCCCUGCACAAAGAACAUUUUACCUGCAUUGUGAAAGUGCUGUACACCUUGCUGUAUACUCAAGCACUCAUUGCACUCACCCUUAGACUCCGCCCUGAGGAAUGUGCAGCUUGGCGGGAGUCUGGAUCACACCAACAGAGUACAUAUACUGCCAGGAAGCCGUGGGAAGCAUUGCUCAGUUUUGUGAUUAGUGAAUUAUCUGAAGGUAACAUACACCAAGAUGAAGAUGCAGAGGAUGUUACUAAGGCCAGCACAAAUGUUUGGUCUUCACAGUCCAUUGAGCAUUUCUUGCAGCAGUUCUGCCUGCCCUUCCUUAGGGUCACCAGCCUCCUCCAGCAUCACCUAUUUGGAGUGGAUAUUCCCAGCUGCCAGGAAGAAGAUGAAUUUAUUGUUCUUUGCAGUUACUUAGGAAUUCUGCCACUGAUCCUUCAAACAUCAAGAGAGUUCACCAGUGCCUUGUGCCUAGACUGGCCGGUCUCCGCGUUUGACCUGAUGUCUCAGUGGUGCUCAGAAGUCGUUCUCUUUGCAGAAAAGCACCCAGAUCACGUUAAUGCUUUGCUUAUUCAAGAGUCAAAGUGGGACUUACCGCGUCUUCUUCAGUUGCCAGAUAUCUACAACACCAUCUUCCAAUAUUACCACAGGAAGGCUUGCGGCGUGUGCUCCAAAGUCCCCAAGGAUCCAGCACUAUGUCUUGUUUGUGGCACUUUUGUUUGCUUAAAGGGCCUUUGCUGCAAGCAGCAGAAUUUCUGUGAAUGUGUAUUGCAUUCCCAGAACUGUGGUGCUGGGACAGGGAUUUUCCUGCUAAUCAAUGCCUCUGUAAUAAUUAUCAUUCGGGGCCAUCGCUUCUGCCUUUGGGGCUCUGUCUAUCUUGAUGCUCACGGGGAAGAGGACCGGGAACUCAGACGUGGAAAGCCUCUUUACAUCUGCAAGGAGCGGUACAAUGUGCUAGAGCAGCAGUGGGUGACGCACACGUUUGAUCACAUCAAUAAGAGAUGGGGGCCGCAUUACAACGGGUUGUGAACAUCAGUGCAGUUGCAAGUGGAAUCACUAGCAAGAAGCAAAGGGCUUCCCACGGAAAAGGAGACAGGCGUGAACCCUGCCACCCGUAAAGCUCCGUAAAGCUUUCUAGUUAUUAGGUGCUAUUGUUCAAAUGAAAACACAUCCUUGCAAGCACUGGAAGAGUAAGGCGUAAUGACAGCUGGGAAAAAACUGCAAAAGAACACUAGAAUGGCAUUGUUCAGAAAGCACAACGAAUACUGAAUGUUCAAGGGACAGUCCUGCUUGUUCUGUGUUGAAUUUAUUUCUGUAAACAAUUUUUAUUCUGGCUGCAUCCUUAUUUGUAGAAUGACAUAGUCAGGGGAGGAUUUAGUGACCUGUACGGAGCACAGCCCAGCAGAAGACGCCUGGUUGAGGGUUUGUUAGCCCUGUCACUUUAUAAUUCUCCAAUGCAAGCUGCCAGAGUGAAACAGAUUAUUGUGAAUAUUCUGUGCUGUGAUUUUGUGCUUCUUAAGUUUGGCUUUUCAGCCUUACCUUUAAAAAAAAAAAAAAAAAAUCUCUGCCAUGCUAAACUAAUAGUCUAACAGGCCUAGAAUAGUGUGGCGGAGUGUUGGUUAAAAUUGCUAAAUGGGGACUGCAUUUUUAAGUGUUUGGUAAGCUAAAUGUAAACUAAUCUAUUGCUGUGUGUUCAGUCCUUCCAUUUUCUUGUUUUCUUUCUUUGUUUUUGCGUGUUCAUAUGUAAUUAGAAAUUUCUUGUAAAACAAAUUGUUUCCUGUGAAAUAUUGUAUAGUUACAGAUGAUAUACAGAUGUUCUAAAUUAACAUUUUACAUUGAAAUGUAAUCGUGUAUAAAUAUAACUGUGUGUGUGUAAAAAAACAAAAUACAUGCAUUCAGGGACAUAUAAAUAAGUACGUUACUUGUUGAGCUUCUGUUUAAAACCUUUUUAGGCUUUGCUAAUACUGAAUUUUAUUCUCAGGAAUUUUUAGACGCGCUAGGUAAGACAUUUGGAAUCAAAAUGUGACUGCUGUUUUUAUCUUAUUUUCCCGACCUGUUUACGUUCUACAGGGGUGAGUAACCGCGGAAUGCAAGAAUUAAGUGGUACCUGAGAAAUAACACGUAUCUGGGUCCUGUGCGAGAAACCCAAAAGUGACUCUAAUUUGGAACACACAUACUAUUUAUUCAGCCAGACACGUCUGUGAUUGGUUGGAACACAUAUUUGAAACUAAUCCUAUACGCGAGACGUAACUCAAAAUUCACCCAUCAGUUAAAAUGUAAAAUAAUUAUCUACAGUAUCUCGCACUUGAGUAACAGUCGCUGCACUUUCUGCUUUCUGCAGUAGUACCAAAUUUUAGUUGAAAUUAUAAAUCUGUCAGCUUAGCCAAAACGUGGCAACCAAAAAGAAUCCUUUUUGGAAAGUGUUGAAAUCUCCAUCAUCUUCUUGGUCUCACUUUGAUGAGCAGAGCAAGCAGAACUGAUGGGUUACAUGUAUCAAGCAGUGGAAAUGUUGCCCAUAGCAACCAAUCAAGUAAAUGCUUUAUCAAGGUCUACUAGUUGCUAAUGGCAACUUCUCCACUGUUUUCACUGCUUGAUACAUCAACCCCAUGGUUUUAUGCCAUGCCUUACAGUAUGCAUUACAAAGUAAAUGCAUUUCCAUUACUGCUUUUUUUUUUUUUUUUUCUUCAGUCCAUCUGUAUUUCUUGGUCAUGCUGGAUCUAGACCAGAGGAACUUAGGAAAACAUAGUCCGUAGUGGUAAUAUUGGAUAUAUAUAGAAUGGGGCAAUAGCAGAAGAUAUGCUUGGUCAGCGUAACAUGACAGUUAAUCGGGAAUGCUGUUCCCCUGUAAACUCACUGCUUCACCAAUGCUUUGAUUGCAGAAUUCUCUCACACACUGGAAGUAGACAUAUUAUAGGCUAGUUCCUACAGAACUGACAAAAUGGCUGCCUCAACUGGGUCUAGGCAGCAGGUAUACUUAAGUAUAAGUAAAUUCAAGGUUCGUUAACAUUCUAUCCAAAACCAGCUGUUGAAUUCAUUUUUCAUCCUGUGUGACUUGCCUAAUGCUGGUCAUACACUAGGUCAGAGGUUCUCAAACUCGGUCCUCGGGGGCCCACACAGUGCAUGUUUUGCAGGUCUCCUCACAGAAUCGCAAGUGAAAUAAUUAGCUCCACCUGUGGACCUUUUAAAAUGUGUCAGUGAGUAAUUAAUACACCUGUGCACCUGCUGGGUUACCUGCAAAACAUGCACUGUGUGUGCCCCCGAGGACCGAGUUUGAGAACCUCUGCACUAGGUCAAUAUUGUGUACGAAUACGCGAUAUCGACCUAUCAUUUAACCCAUUACAUGCACAUCGAUGCGAUGCAUGGCCCCGCGGGUCGCACGUCGCAUCAGCUGAUCAUAUGUGCUAUUGCGGAGGUACGAUAUACUGUAAGGUGCGAAAGCACCGUACAAUAUAUUGCAUGCCCCGCGGCUGGCAGGGGGAUCAUUAGUAUGACUCGCAUCUAACGCGAGUCGCAAAAGUCAUUGUCCCUUAUCUAGCUAUUCACAAAAAUCUAUGAACACGCUUCUGUGAUUUUUGAGAGAUGCACAGUAAAAUAUUGGUAAAGUUGUUUCCUUUGGGGGUAAUUCAGAGUUGAUUGCAGCAGCAAAUUUGUUAGCAGUUGGGCAAAACCAUGUGCACUGCGGGUGUGGCAGAUAUAACGUGCAGAGAGAGUUAGAUUUGGGUGGGUUAUAUUGUUUCUGUGCAUGGUAAAUACUGGCUGCUUUAUUUUUACACUGCAAUUUAGAUUUACAUUUGAACACCCCCCCACCCAAAUCUAACUCUCUCUGCACAUGUUAUAUCUGCCCCCCUCCUGCAGUGCACAUGGUUUUGCUCAACUGCUAACAAAGUUGCUGCUGCGAUCAACUCUGAAUUAGGCCCUUUGGGGGUCAUUCCGAGUUGAUCGCUCGCUGCCGAUUUUUGCAGCGCAGCGAUCAGGUGAAAAAGCUGCAUUUAUGUACAUGCGUAUGGGCCGCAAUGCGCACGCGUGUCGUACGGGUACAAAGCCAGUUGUGGUUGUGCACAGGUUCUAGCGAAGUUUUUCUUCGCACUGACGGCCGCAAGAAGAUUGACAGAAAGGGGGCAUUUCUGGGUGUCAACUGACCGUUUUCAGGGAGUGUUUGCAAAAACACUGACGUGUCUGAAAAAACGCAGGCAUGGCUGGGCGGGUGUAUGACGUCAAAUGCGGACACGAAUAGGCUGAAGUGAUCGCAAGCGCUGAGUAGGUUCAAAGCUACUCUAAAACUGCACAAACUGUUAUUGCAGAGCUCGGCUGCACAAGCGUUCGCACUUCUGCUAAGCUAAAAUACACUCUCCAGUGGGCGGCGGCAUAGCGUUUGCACGGCUGCUAAAACUAGCUAGCGAGCGAUCAACUCGGAAUGACCCCCUUUGUCCGUUGUGUUAUCCCAGGGUUUCCCAACCUCGGUCCUUAAGGCACACACACAAUCCAGGUUUUAAGGAUAUCCAUGUUUGAGCACAGGUGCUUAGAUCAAAAUAACUGAGGUACGAAUUAAUUCACAAGUGCUGAAGUAUGGCUAACCUUGGAUUGUUAGUGUACUUUGAGGAACACGGUUGGGAGCCACUGUGUUAACCUAUAAUGCAUGUGAUCUCAGGCAGGACAGUAACCUCACGCAGAACAAAAGAUCAAACUGCACUACUACACCCACUGACAAUACAUUAGUGUCCUCUGAUGCCUAAUACUACUGUAUGGUUGUCAAAUGGAAGCUGUUCUUAUGCUGCUGCUAAGUCCGUCUACAGGUACCCUAUUAGGAUGUCUGCCUCCUAGUGGCAUCUCACAACAUAUACAUUUUGAGCUUUCUCAUCAUGCUCUUUUCUUUUUGCUCGUCUGAAAUGUAUCUAUAAAGUCAAACUGCUGCACUUGAACAGAAUCUCUUUGGGGUCUAACUAGGAAAUUCCCAAAAUGUAACAUUAAGCAUCUUAGAUUCUGUGUUUUCUGAAUGUACCCGUUAUCAUGGUUGCUAGCCCAAUUUUCAGCUACAAAAUUAGAUAACAUCAGAAAUAUCCCCAUAUAAGUUGCUCUAAGACAGUGAUCGCUCAUUAGUCAUUGGUUGUCACGAUCUACCCAAUUGUUUUUGUAAAUUCACCACUGAAAACACCAUUGUGGGGUUUUUCCAGGUUUAUUUAGCUAUGUAAUGCAAUUGAUAUGCAUAAAUAAAUUAAGGAUUUUACCAUCGUGUUUUGAACUUCAAAUGUUUCAUGGUUGUUAAAAUGAAUGUGAAGUGAUGUCAGAUUUUCGUUAACUGAUGGAAAAUGGGUAGGUUAAUUGUUGGCUCUGGUGACAAUACACCUUCUUUGCACUCUGCAUUUGAAUGCAUGCUGCUUAUACAGGGGUUUGAACCCCAUGAGUACCUUUUACUUUCCUCCUAUUUGUUAUCUCCGCUUUGCAAAUUCAAACCAUCUUCUUAAAAAAAAAAAAAAUAAUUAUAAUAACGUGUGUAUGUAUUUGUGUGCUAUAAUGUUUGAAUGGUAAUUUAAGUACAGUACAUUACUGUAGGAGCUAGCUUGAUCUUUCUAAUACAGAAGUGUAAAGCAAAUUCUAACAAACAUUGUAAGAUAUGUUAAUAAAAAUUCACUAUUAUCCAUUGA